Malania oleifera is the source of this 357-nucleotide messenger RNA. RefSeq lists its product as uncharacterized. Bases 1 to 357 code for a protein of 118 amino acids. Lineage: Eukaryota; Viridiplantae; Streptophyta; Magnoliopsida; Santalales; Ximeniaceae. The record is from RefSeq and is a predicted model, not a curated record. The transcript is spliced from 2 exons.
AUGACGGCAGCGGCGAGGAGAGUGAUGGUGGUGGCGGUGGUUAUGUUGGCGGGAGCAUUGAUAUGGGGGAAGGGAGUGGUGGUGGAGGGAUGCCCCACGGGGAGGGUGGACUCGGGGAAGCUGUCGGAAAAGUGCAGGGGGUUCGUGGGGUCGACGGGGCCGAUGGUGGCGCCGUCGAGGGAGUGCUGUGAUCUCAUGCACGCUCUCCCGCCGGCAUCUCUGCCAUGCUUCUGCUCCACCUUCUCCCGCUUCCCCUACACCCUCUUCAUCAGCGUCAAGAAAGCCUUCUUCGUCGUCCAGUCCUGCGGCAUCCCAGUCCCCCACGGCACUCGCUGCGGCAGUUACACAGUUCCGUGA